AUGACUCCUAAAUUGAAUGUACAACCAUCAUUAGAAACUGUACAAGAGGUACUCUCUGCAUCUCAAAACUCUUCGAAUUCCCCAAACCUCGUUCCGAUAUGUGCGACGAUACCCGCAGAUAUAUUAACUCCUACGCUGGCAUACCUGAAGAUCUCGGCUAAGUCCAAUGCCAGCUAUUCUUUCCUAUUCGAAAGUGCUGCUAGCUCCGAGACUAUUGGCAGAUAUAGUUUCGUUGGUGCAGAUCCAAGGAAGAUACUGAAAACCGGUCCUGGCCAUGGACCUGAGUGUGACCCGUUGCCUUUUCUCGAGGAAGAGUUGGCACAAUACCGAGAAGCAGUCAUCCCAGGACUCAUAUUACCUCCACUCACCGGAGGAGCCAUUGGCUAUGUGGGCUAUGAUUGCGUUCGAUACUUCGAGCCACGGACAGCCCGGAGAAUGAAAGACGUUCUCAAAGUUCCCGAAUCCCUCUUCAUGCUCUUCGACACAAUCGUGGCUUUCGACCAUUUCUUCCAGGUGGUUAAAAUCAUUACGUACCUACAUGUACCUCCAUCGCCUACAAAUCCCGCCUCCAUCUCAUCUGCUUAUCAAUCCGCCUAUGAAAACCUCACCACCACAAUCUCGAUCCUCCAAUCCCAAGACAUACCUCUUCCGCCUCAGCCUCCAAUAGCGCCGAACCAGACCUACGAAUCCAACCUUGGCCAAGCUGGGUACGAGGCUCAUGUCAUCAGCCUCAAGAAAGAAAUCCAACGUGGCUCUAUAAUACAAGCGGUCCCAUCCCACCGCAUAGCGCGGCCCACGACCCUCCACCCUUUUAACAUCUACCGCCAGCUCCGAACCACCAAUCCCUCACCAUACCUAUUCUACAUUUCUUGUUCCACGUUCCACCUUGUGGGUGCCUCACCCGAACUCCUCGUCAAACGCGAGGAAGACACCCAUCGUAUAAUUACGCAUCCUAUCGCUGGCACUGUUAAGCGUGGUGCAACCCUUGCUGAGGAUCUCAAGCUCGCUAACGAAUUGCGGGCAAGUCUGAAAGACAGGGCUGAACAUGUCAUGCUUGUUGACCUUGCCCGCAACGAUAUCAAUCGUGUCUGCGACCCCAUCAGUACGAGAACGGAUAGACUCAUGGUCGUCGAAAAAUUCUCCCAUGUCCAGCAUCUCGUUUCGCAAGUGAGUGGCCUUUUGCGAGAAGGGAAAUCACGUUUUGACGCUUUCCGCUCUAUAUUUCCUGCUGGCACUGUCAGCGGCGCCCCUAAAGUCCGUGCUAUGGAACUUAUCGCUGAGCUAGAAAAGGAGAAACGAGGUGUCUAUGCCGGCGCAGUUGGGUAUUUUGGCUACGGAAAUGUUGAUCAGGCUGGAAAAGAGACUGAAGGUGCGAUGGAUACCUGUAUUGCCCUGAGGACUAUGCUUGUUAAGGAUGGAGUUGCCUAUCUGCAGGCUGGUGGAGGCAUAGUGUGGGACAGUGUACCAGAGGAGGAGUGGGUCGAGACGAUGAAUAAGGCCGCUGCUAACGUUAGGUGUAUUGCAGCUGCUGAGGAGAGGUACGCUGGAAUGGAAAUGCACAAUAAAGAUGGUACACAAGAAGAGACAAUAAGGGGUGGAAAUGGGCACAUGCAUGUUGACAUGGCGGCUGGUUGA
Messenger RNA from Letharia columbiana, 1635 nucleotides. RefSeq lists its product as uncharacterized. The coding region runs from base 1 to 1635 and encodes 544 amino acids. Gene Ontology annotation, molecular function: anthranilate synthase activity. The transcript is spliced from 4 exons. NCBI's taxonomy places the organism in Eukaryota, Fungi, Ascomycota, Lecanoromycetes, Lecanorales, Parmeliaceae. The record is from RefSeq and is a predicted model, not a curated record. Gene Ontology annotation, biological process: L-tryptophan biosynthetic process.